Quercus lobata is the source of this 1791-nucleotide messenger RNA. RefSeq names its product protein FAR1-RELATED SEQUENCE 5-like. The record is from RefSeq and is a predicted model, not a curated record. Gene Ontology annotation, biological process: regulation of DNA-templated transcription. Gene Ontology annotation, molecular function: zinc ion binding. The coding region runs from base 1 to 1791 and encodes 596 amino acids. Lineage: Eukaryota; Viridiplantae; Streptophyta; Magnoliopsida; Fagales; Fagaceae. The transcript is spliced from 5 exons.
AUGACAUGUCAACUUCAAAAAGAUGGUAUGUUAGAAGUUGUUUCUUUUCAUGAACAACAUAAUCAUGAGUUUGCUCCUUCACCAAUGAAACAUAUGUUAAGAUCAAAAAGAAAAAUUGCACCUGCUCAAAAAGCUAUUGCAAAUGAUGCGGAGAAGUCUGGAAUAUCAAUAAAACAAACUAUAGAUUUAUUGAGCAUGCAAGUUGGUGGUCAUGAAAAUCUUGGUUUUUUAGAUUAUGACUAUAAAAAUCAUGUACAUCGUGAGAGGAGAAAGGCUUUAAAGAAAGGUGAUGCUCGUGCUAUGAUGGAAUAUUUUCAUAAUAUGCAAUUAGAAGAUCCAUCUUACUUUUAUUCAAUACAAGUUGAUGAUGAUGGUCUAAUAUUGAACAUAUUUUGGGCUGAUGCUAGAUCAAUAGUUGAUUAUGGCCACUUUGGAGAUGUUUUGUGUUUUGAUACAACUUAUAGGACAAAUCAAUAUGAUCGACCCUUUGCUCCAUUCAUCGGGGUUAAUCAUCACAAACAAAUAACCAUUUUCGGUGCAGCUUUACUUUAUGAUGAAACCAUAGAGUCAUUUAUGUGGUUGUUUAAAACUUUUUUGAGUGCAAUGUCAGGGAAGCAGCCAAAAACUAUACUUACAAAUCAGUCUGCUGCAAUGGCUAAGGCAAUAGCAGAGCACUUUGCAGCUGAUUUGAGCACUUGUAUGUAUGAUUAUGAAGAUGAAGAUGAAUGGCUAGUUGCAUGGAAUAAUAUGCUUGAGAAAUAUGAUCUUACUAAUAAUAAAUGGUUGUGUGGGAUAUUUGAUCUAAAAGAAAAAUGGGCCAUGGUAUAUGGUCGACAUAUGUUUACUGCUGAUAUGAAAAGCACCCAACGUAGUGAGUCAAUGAACAAUGUGUUGAAAAAAUACUUGAAAUCGAAAUAUAAUUUUUUGCCUUUUUUGGAACAUUACUCUAGAGUCUUGGUUGAUAGAAGACGUCAAGAACUACAAGCCGAGUUCAAAAUGAGGCAGACAACACCAGUUUUACAACUUGAUGUGGAGAUGUUGAGACAUGCUGUAAAGUUGUACACCCCAAAAAUGUUUAAAAUGUUUCAAGAUGAAUAUAUGAAGAUGGGGGAUUGUACAAUUUUCAAGGUUAGUAAAUCUGAUACUAUCAUUGAAUACAAAGUUAAAUAUAGGCAAAAAACUCAAGAGCACCUUGUUAAAUAUGAAGCCUCAACAACUAAUGUUCAGUGUAGUUGCAUGAAGUUCAGUUUUGUAGGAAUUCUUUGUGUCCAUGCUUUGAAGGUUCUUGACAAAAAAAACAUUCAGAUACUUCCAACUCAUUAUAUAUUGAAAAGAUGGACACAAGAUGCAAAACUUGGUUCUAUCAAGAACUAUCAUGGUGUUGAUAUUAAAGGUAAUGCUCAAGAGUCAUUGGGAAAGCGUUACUCUCAUUUAUGUCACAAUUUUCGUGAAGUUUCCAUACUUGCAGCAGAAUCUGAGAUUAUGUAUGAUUAUGCCAAAAAAUGUUCUGAAACAUUAUUGAAGGAUUUGCAAGAAAUGAGGAAAAAAUGUUAUUCCCUUAGCAUGGAGGAUCAUUCAAAGGUCCAUGAUGAAGUUGUUCUUGAGGAUGCCAAUUCCUCAUUUGACAUUAAUUCUCUUGAAGAAAAUAGUAAUGUUGAACAAGUUUCACAGUUGGUGGAUAAUUUCACUCAGGAAUCUGUCUUUUGUAGUCAUUUGGUUGGACAAGACUAUGUUGUUGGACAUAUUGUUGAGACAAAUCAGGUUUCAGUAGCUCUUGAUGAUAAUUUAUAA